Messenger RNA from Batrachochytrium dendrobatidis JAM81, 854 nucleotides. RefSeq lists its product as uncharacterized. Gene Ontology annotation, cellular component: nucleus; cytoplasm. The record is from RefSeq and is a predicted model, not a curated record. The coding region runs from base 13 to 753 and encodes 246 amino acids. The transcript is spliced from 4 exons. Gene Ontology annotation, molecular function: mRNA binding. NCBI's taxonomy places the organism in Eukaryota, Fungi, Chytridiomycota, Chytridiomycetes, Rhizophydiales.
UGUGAUUACAACAUGAGCAGCGGAUACACUCGAGUUUACAUUGGUCGCCUCCCAAGAGAUAUCACUGAACGUGAAGUUGAGCGUCUUGCCAGAGAAUUCGGUCGCAUUCGUGACGUUCGAUGCCUCAAUGGAUUUGCCUUUGUCGAAUACAGCGACUCCAGGGACGCUCGAGACUGUGUUCGUGAGCUUGAUGGUUCUCGCUAUGAUCGGGAGAGGCUGUCAGUCCAGCCUGCCAAGUCUGGAUCUGAUCGUCGUGAUCGUCCUGCUUCUUCAAGUCUACGUCGAGGUGAUUACGGGAUUGUUGUCCAAGGUCUGCCUGCUAGAACUUCGUGGCAGGAUCUGAAGGAUUUGUUCCGCAAGGUCGGCGAUGUCAUUUUCACCAACAUUGAUAAUAGUGGAGAUGGUAUUGUCGAAUUCACCAGCGAGACUGACAAGAACUCUGCCAUUGAACAGUUUGACAAGACUGAAUUUCAAGGUGCUGUGAUUUCUGUCAAGGAUCGUGAUGCUGCCAAUGGAAAGGACAGCGACGCCAGACGCUCUCCUGAUCGCCGUGGCUCACCCGGCCGUCGUAGCUCACCCGGCCGUCGCAGUUCUCCCCGCCGAGAUCGCUCUGUUUCUCCUCGUCGUGAUCGUUCUGUUUCCCCCCGUCGUGAUCGCUCUGUUUCUCCUCGUCGUGAUCGCUCUGUUUCCCCCCGUCGUGAUCGAUCCAUCACACCUCCUCGCCAUCAUUCCGAGUCUCCCAAGCGAGACUAGUUUCAUUUUGUUUUCCAUCAAAAGUAACAUUUGCCUUUUACGUGAUAUUUGCUACCUAAUAAAAAUUUGAUUGCAAUAUCUAUUUUAGAUAUUGCGAUUCU